Messenger RNA from Ochotona princeps (American pika), 1614 nucleotides. It is a transcript of the gene RHOH, whose product is annotated as ras homolog family member H. The record is from RefSeq and is a predicted model, not a curated record. Gene Ontology annotation, molecular function: GTP binding; GTPase activity. Gene Ontology annotation, biological process: small GTPase-mediated signal transduction. Bases 708 to 1283 code for a protein of 191 amino acids. NCBI's taxonomy places the organism in Eukaryota, Metazoa, Chordata, Mammalia, Lagomorpha, Ochotonidae. The transcript is spliced from 3 exons.
CUCACAGCACUAACUGCCUUCCAUUCCAGAGAAUGCUUGAUGAGGGUUGCCCUUUGAGCUGUGCUGCUUUCUGUAUUCCCACAUCCAUCUGUGGUCCCUCUCUGUUCCGUGCUCUCUUCCUCUGGAAUAUCUUUAUGUGGAGACAGGUUUAUGUGUCUGCGGUACCUGUCAGUCCUCCACUGCUAGUAUCUACAUGUUCAGAAGUUUGUUUAACCAUCUGCUCAUGGCAGUGACCUUCCUCAGCAGGAUAGGCUGGCCCAAGGCUGACAGGCAAAUCUCUAAAGGUUAAAGCCAGUCCAGAGCCACCACAGAUGAUGUCUUAAGUCCCCUUCUGUGUCUGAAGGAGAUGAUGUAGAUGCCCUGCUGGUCUGUUCCUGGAGGCUGUGACAUUUCAAGGGUCCUGAAUCCUGUUCCUGAAGCAGCUGUAAUCUGCCAGAAACCCAAGCUACUGAGAGCACACUCAGCCAUCUCCCCCACCUCUUGGAGUGGAAGACGAUUGAGAGCUGGUUGAAAACUUCUCUUUCACCCUAGACCAGACGUGGAAGCUUUUCAAAGUACAUAGCACAUCUCCAGAGGACAAUUGGAGGAAGUACCUCUGCGGGACCCUGGUUCCAUUCUCUUUGUUGAAUGGCAUUGGCCCCUGCAGCCCACUGAGAGCUCCUUUCCCUGUGAUUCUGCCCUUGACAGUGGGACUCUGGGCACGGAAGAUGCUGAGCUCCAUUAAGUGCGUGCUAGUGGGUGACUCUGCUGUGGGGAAAACCUCCCUGCUGGUACGAUUCACUUCUGAGACCUUCCCUGAAGCCUACAAGCCAACAGUAUAUGAGAACACAGGCGUGGACGUCUUCAUGGAUGGCAUCCAGAUCAGCCUGGGCCUGUGGGACACAGCUGGCAAUGAUGCCUUCCGGAGCAUUCGCCCCCUGUCCUACCAGCAGGCAGAUGUGGUGCUCAUGUGCUACUCUGUGGCCAACCACAACUCAUUCCUGAACUUGAAGAACAAGUGGAUCGGGGAAAUCAGGAGCAACCUGCCCUGUACCCCAGUGCUGGUGGUGGCCACGCAGACUGACCAGCGGGAGAUGGGGCCCCACAGGGCUGCCUGUAUCAACGCUAUUGAAGGGAAGAGACUGGCCCAGGAUGUGAAGGCCAAGGGCUACCUGGAGUGCUCAGCCCUUAGCAACCGGGGAGUCCAGCAGGUGUUUGAGUGUGCCGUCCGAACUGCAGUCAACCAGGCCAGGAGACGAAAUAGGCGAAGGCUAUUCUCCAUUAAUGAGUGCAAGAUCUUCUAACCUUCCCCACGUCCUCACCCCCCCCCCCCGAGAUUUCACUUGCCGCUCACACACUCACCUCAAUACUGAUGGGGAGAAGGCGAGCUGGCACAACUGCAAGGGCUGAGUCUCUUCCCAGUUACAUCUCAGGUGCCUUACUUUUUGGACUCUCUUAUCCUCAAGACUUGACCACUGAAUGAUGUUCCUAACUGCACUCCACAAAUGAACUCCUUACCCCGUGUUCAACUAGAAAAUUCCUUGGGAAACUGUAAUGAGCCUUUCCUUUUUAAUUAAAAAAAAAUAACCCAAAUAAUCCUCGUCAUUUUGGAAAUGAAGUGAGUUUUUCAAAGUA